Galendromus occidentalis (western predatory mite) is the source of this 1060-nucleotide messenger RNA. It is a transcript of the gene ytr, whose product is annotated as U4/U6.U5 small nuclear ribonucleoprotein 27 kDa protein yantar. The record is from RefSeq and is a predicted model, not a curated record. Gene Ontology annotation, cellular component: precatalytic spliceosome. The transcript has a single exon. Bases 337 to 954 code for a protein of 205 amino acids. Gene Ontology annotation, biological process: RNA splicing. NCBI's taxonomy places the organism in Eukaryota, Metazoa, Arthropoda, Arachnida, Mesostigmata, Phytoseiidae.
AAUUUGUUUUGAUGGUGAACAACACGGGAUCCCAUCGGAAGACCUGCCGAUUUUAGACUGGUAUCAAGCGAUAUCGUUCUCCUAGCAGGAGGAGGACGCAAACGUCUCCCUGAUUCACCGGCGGCGUCCGUGGACCUACAGGAACUUCUGAAGUCUCAUCGCUGAUUCGGAUCAUCGCUCUCGUUCAUGUCACGGAUUCGCGGAUCCUAGUGAAGCCGGAUCUGGCUGCCAGUUCCAGGAGUCCGAGGAAAGUAUUUGAAGCUCUGAACAGUUUUUAGAAUCGUCGGGCACCCCAUUCAGAUCUUUUUCGGGACCUAUUCCGUACCUCGUACCGAAAUGCGCCGCAGUCAUUCGAGAUCGCCGCCGGGUCGAGACUAUCGGGACCGAGGACGUGACUAUCGCGAUAGAGACCGCGACAAGAGGAGACAUGAUCGCUCGGGUCGUGACGCCGACAGGAGGGAUUACCGGGACAGCCGAGACGACAGAAGAGACUUCAGAGAGGACAGGCGGGACCCGAGAGAAGACAAGAGGGACCGAGAUCGAGAUUUGAGAGACGACAGGAAAGAGCGUGACUUCCGAUCCGAAAAAGACGAGAGCAAGUAUGGCUCUCGGAGACGUAGUCGUUCCCCGAUGCCGCGUCGAGAGCGUCGUCGGAGUCCCGAUCAUAACGCAAGUGGGGGAGACGGUAGGCCUUCGGGCUCAGGCCAGACGCGGAACGCGGUCCCUGAUUUCCUCAUGGAGAGGAAGCCCAUACGCGAGGAAGAUCUCGUGGAUAAAGACGACGAGGAAAUCCAGAUGAUGAAGCUCAUGGGAUUCGGAGGCUUCGAGUCGACCAAGGGCAAGAAAGUGCCGGGCAACGAUGUCAGCGGAGUUCAUGUGAUCCAGAAGCGGAAGUAUCGUCAGUACAUGAACAGAAAAGGAGGUUUCAAUAGACCGCUCGACUUUGUUGCUUGAUUCAGUGAUAAUGCGCGCGCGGGAGAAAACUUCUUCCCGAAUCGGAACGACAGUAGUCGUGGAGACUGUGCGAGGAAAAAUAAAUCAAUUCCUAAGGGUUCUGUAA